AAGAAUGGGUAGGGGUGGCGCUCAUUAACAAGCAACCAUGGAAACCAUCCAUUCUUCCCCCUUGCUUUCAGCUAUUCUUGGUUUUUGCCUUACAUUCUCUGGUGUAUUGGUGCCCAUCUCUCCAGCCCCAGUCAUUUGUGCUGGCUUCCACCUCUUUCCUCCUGUCCUUCCUGCUGCUGUCCCUCUCUCAGCAAGGCCACCUCAAAGCUCUGGACUCCACUUCCUAGGGUCUCCUUUUCUGGCCUUACUGCUCGAGCGUUGGUCUAACCCCAAUCUCUUGCAGUAACAGUGAAACAGGCAUCCAUUCAGUUCCUUCUUUUGAUUUUUCUUCAAUCUGUAUUCUACAAAACCAAGGUUGUUAAUGACCACCCUCAGCUUACAACUCCUGGCCUAAAAACCUUUGUGUUCCCACUUACCCACUGGGUUAAAAACAGUCUCCUGAUGUUGGUACCCAAGCACAUUCGGGGUGUGUACCCAACUGCACAGAAAGCCAGAGCUUCCUGCUACAGAGUUCCUUGCCAUUGUGCUUGUGGUGUGACUGCUGUCUAAGCACAGAGACCUCUGGGAUGCCUUCUCUUCGCCACCUUACCUAUCAAAACUGUUUUCUCUUGAAACCACUGAGAAACCUGGGAGCAGCUUUUUUUUUUUUUCUGGAGCUGAGGACCGAACCCAGGGCCUCACUUGCUAGGCAAGCGCUCUACCACUGAGCUAAAUCCCCAACCCUGAGAGCAGCUUUUUAAAGACUGCUUCAACAGACAGGGUUUACUUUCUCCCUCAGGUUGUGGAGAAUUUGUCUCUUAUGCCACAUGCUGAACUUGCCAAAUUACAUCUUUGGUUUUUUUGACCAUCUUGGGUAACACUCCUAAGGUAGCCUGUGUCCCCUCAUGCUCAUUCUGCUGCAAGUUAAGCAGUUCCUUGUAUGUAGCUCUGCCGUGUGGUGAUUGUGGAUUUAGAGGGGAAGCUCUCUUUCCGUGUCAGUUUCUCUCAGCACAUAGUUAUGGCAGUGCCAAGGGUAACCCACUGUGGAAGGAAGCCCCUCUAUGGAAUAAGGUAACAUCUGGCCACCAAAGGAACUUGAUAGCAGAGACAAACAAACAAAGGAGGGAGAGGGGAAUCUAGAGAAAUGGCCGGGUGGAUAAGAGCACAUACUGCUCUUACAGAGGACUUGAGUUCUGUGGCCCAGCCCCCACACUGGGCCACUCACAGCCACUUUUAACUCCUGUUCCAAUGAAUCUGGUGCCCCACCUGGCCUUUGCAGGCAGUAUACUCAUGCACAAACCCACAUUCAAACUUAAGGAAUCAAAAAUAAACAUAAAAUCUUUUUAAAAUAGUAGAAAGAAAAGUAAUAAUCUAUAAUUCAAUAUUCCAAAGAAAAACAGAUUUCACUGAGAAUCUAUAAUUGCCUAUACUGACCUAGGUAUUGUAUGUAAGGGUUAAAAGAGAGAGUCUCUUGUCCUACAAAACAAAAACAAAACAAAACAAAACAACCUGUGUCCUAAGAGGAGGAGAAACCAGGCUUUACUUGUAGAGUAAGCGCUGUGGACAAACCAUGAUGACUCUGUCUGCUGGGCUGUACCUACUGUAAAUGCCCAAGGGAGCUGGCUUACUCAGGAUCCUCUUGGCAAAUCUGUACUUUUGUUGGUGUUUGUUUGUUUUAAUUUGUUCUGGAGGUUGAAAACCACUUUCCUUUUCCUUUUUCCUUUUAUGUGUUUGGGUGUUUUGCCUAUACGUGUCUUUGCACUACCUGUGUGCCGUUGCCACUGGAGACCAGAAAGGCACUGGAUCCCUGGAAUCAGAUUUAUAGACAGUUGUGAAGUACCAUGUGGGUGCUAGGAUCUGCACUUUAGGUCCUUUAAGAAAGCAGCCAGUGUUCUCAACCACUGAGCAAUCCUUUGACAAAUCUUUCAGGCAAUAAAGCACCUUCUUUUGGGCUAGAGGCGGCUCAGUGUUAAGAGUACUGAUUGCUCCUCCAUAGGACCCAAGUUCAGUUCCUGUGGGAUCUGCUGCCCUCUUUUGGCUCCCAGUGGCAUCAACACACAUGUGGCACACACACACAUUCAUAUACACAAAUAAACAAAAUUUAAAGUACUCUCUUUUAUUGCAUCUUAAAUUCUUUCUUUUUAAAAAAUAUGGGUGCUUUACCUAAAUGUAUGUUUGUACAACACGAGUAUGCCUGGUGCUCAUGGAGGCCAGAAGAGGGCGCUGGAUCCCUGGGAUGGAGCUACAGACAGUUGUGAGCGUCCACAUGGUGCUGGGGAUUGAACCUGGUCCUCGGAAGAACAGCCAUGGACAUAUCAGGCCAUGGUCCAUGAACUACUGGGCAUAAACAACAACCGGAUUGAUCUUUCCAGAGUGCCAGGAAUCAGCAAAGACUUAAGAGAGGUGGUCCUGUCCGCUGAAAAUGAUGAAUUCUAUGCUAAUAACAUGUACCUGAACUUUGCCGAGAUUGGUAGCAAUAUAAAGAAUCUCAUGGAAGAUUUCCAGAAGAAGAGACCGAAAGAGCAGCAAAAGCUAGAGUCCAUAGCGGACAUGAAGGCCUUUGUUGAAAAUUAUCCACAAUUCAAGAAGAUGUCUGGGACUGUCUCAAAGCAUGUGACAGUCGUUGGAGAACUGUCUCGGUUGGUCAGUGAACGAAACCUGCUGGAGGUUUCAGAGGUUGAGCAAGAACUGGCCUGUCAGAAUGACCAUUCUAGUGCUCUUCAGAAUGUGAAGAGACUCCUGCAGAAUCCGAAAGUUACAGAAUUUGAUGCAGUUCGCCUAGUGAUGCUUUAUGCUCUACAUUAUGAGCGCCACAGCAGCAACAGCCUGCCAGGGCUCAUAGUGGACCUCAGGAGUAAAGGUGUCGCUGAGAAAUAUCGGAAGCUUGUGUCUGCAGUUGUUGAAUAUGGUGGUAAACGGGUUAGAGGAAGUGACCUCUUCAGCCCCAAAGAUGCUGUGGCUAUUACCAAACAGUUCCUCAAAGGCCUGAAGGGAGUGGAAAAUGUGUACACCCAGCACCAGCCUUUUCUGCAUGAGACCCUGGACCAUCUCAUCAAAGGGAAGCUUAAGGAAAACCUCUAUCCGUAUUUAGGCCCCAGCACACUCAGAGACAGGCCUCAGGACAUCAUCGUGUUCGUUAUUGGAGGAGCCACCUAUGAAGAGGCACUGACAGUCUAUAACCUCAACCGUACCACUCCUGGAGUGAGGAUCGUUCUGGGAGGAACAACAAUACACAACACAAAAAGUUUCCUAGAGGAAGUCCUGGCUUCUGGGCUGCACAGCCGCAGCAGAGAGAGCUCACAGGCCACCUCAAGGUCAGCAAGCAGAAGAUGAGAUGGCAGUUGAGAACAGAGAGAAUGUCACGGCCUCCCUCUUAUCCCGUCUCGGCCUUCCCUGUGACCAGGGGCUUCAGGGUAGCUCUUGUGUUUGCUCUAACUCACUCCAGGUAACCCUGAUUCCUGAACUGCUGGCACACACGCCGGCUGGGACUGCCAAUGAUGAGCCCACCCCAACCCACUUGUGAUUCUGUAUCAAAUAAAUAUGUUCUUUGUGUAUUUGACAGCA
This is a messenger RNA of Rattus norvegicus (Norway rat), 3543 nucleotides long. It is a transcript of the gene Vps45, whose product is annotated as vacuolar protein sorting 45 homolog. Gene Ontology annotation, biological process: vesicle-mediated transport. Gene Ontology annotation, cellular component: membrane; Golgi apparatus; Golgi membrane. The record is from RefSeq and is a predicted model, not a curated record. Lineage: Eukaryota; Metazoa; Chordata; Mammalia; Rodentia; Muridae.